This is a messenger RNA of Vigna radiata var. radiata (mung bean), 399 nucleotides long. RefSeq lists its product as uncharacterized. The coding region runs from base 1 to 399 and encodes 132 amino acids. The record is from RefSeq and is a predicted model, not a curated record. NCBI's taxonomy places the organism in Eukaryota, Viridiplantae, Streptophyta, Magnoliopsida, Fabales, Fabaceae. The transcript has a single exon.
AUGCUUCAAAUGCCACAAGAUGGGGCAUUUUCGCAUUCGAAUCUUACUCAUAUAAAGGCAAGCAGAAGAAGAAACAACAAAGCAACGUAUCUAGCUCAAGAGGAUUCUGACUUAGAACCGUUGACGCUGAUGGUAACAACAACAACUAAUAGUUCACCUUCUUUGAUCAAAUCUUGGUAUUUGGAUUCGUGGUGCUCGAAUCACAUGACAUGCAACAAGGAGUGGCUGAUCAGAUUAGAUGAAUCAAAGAAAAGUAUGGUCAGAUUCCUAGAUGACAGCACACUUCAGGUAGAAGGAAUGGGAAAUGUUGUUAUACGGAGAAAAGACGGCUCACAUGCUAUCAUAGAAGAUGUUUUGCUAGUGCCAGGGAUGAAAUGCAACCUGCUAAGUCUUGGAUAG